Cicer arietinum (chickpea) is the source of this 1896-nucleotide messenger RNA. RefSeq names its product serine/threonine-protein kinase PBL34-like. Gene Ontology annotation, biological process: protein phosphorylation. The record is from RefSeq and is a predicted model, not a curated record. Gene Ontology annotation, molecular function: ATP binding; protein kinase activity. NCBI's taxonomy places the organism in Eukaryota, Viridiplantae, Streptophyta, Magnoliopsida, Fabales, Fabaceae.
AUUUCCAUCCCCACACACAAAAAAGGUGGUGGCAAAAAAGUUCUUUUUGUACACACUGCGAUGAUGGUGAUCAUGAUGCUUCAUCUCCACCCUGCAAUCACCUACACCACCACAACCACUCUCUCUCUCUCUCUCUCUCUCUCUCUCUCUCUCUCCACCAACACCAUGAUUCCAUGUAAUGAACCUAUCACAACAAACUUCUGAACAACCAAACCAACAACAGAGAGAGAGACAUGGAGAACAAGUGUGGCUGUUGGUCUGUCCUUAAACGUGGUGUUUGCAAACCCUCUGCUUCUAAACACUCUCCCAACACUAUCCCUCGUACUAGUCUUGUUCAUGAUGCAGCAACCGAGACGCGAUACCUAAACGCUAGCAAUCGAGAACUGUAUCCUCCCAAUGAAGCUAGACUGUCUUCUGAUAAUGCUGAUCCCCCACCUCAGGAAAAUAAGUCUCCUUGUCAGCUCCUUCAAUUCACAUUUCAAGAGCUGAAAUCUGCAACUGGAAAUUUCAGACCUGAUAGCAUUCUUGGGGAAGGUGGUUUUGGUUAUGUUUUCAAAGGAUGGAUUGAGGAAGAUGGAACUGCGCCGGCGAAACCCGGUUCAGGAGUUACCGUUGCUGUCAAAAGCUUGAAGCCAGAUGGUCUUCAAGGCCAUAGAGAAUGGGUGGCUGAAGUUGAUUUUCUUGGACAGCUUCACCAUCCUAACCUUGUUAAACUUAUCGGUUACUGCAUUGAAGAUGAUCAACGGCUUCUUGUUUACGAGUUUAUGACUCGUGGAAGUCUAGAAAAUCAUCUUUUCAGAAGAACUGUACCUCUUCCAUGGUCCAAUAGGGUGAAGAUUGCACUUGGUGCUGCUAAAGGAUUGGCUUUCCUCCAUAAUGGUCCUGAACCAGUCAUUUACAGAGAUUUCAAAACAUCAAACAUCUUGCUCGAUACGGAGUAUAAUGCGAAGCUUUCAGAUUUCGGUCUAGCGAAAGCAGGGCCUCAAGGAGACAAAACACAUGUUUCCACCCGAGUCGUUGGAACUUAUGGUUAUGCUGCUCCAGAAUAUGUCAUGACAGGACACUUGACAUCUAAGAGCGAUGUUUAUAGCUUUGGAGUUGUGUUACUUGAGAUUUUAACAGGAAGAAGAUCAAUGGACAAGAAGCGCCCAAGCGGGGAACAAAAUCUUGUUUCAUGGGCUAGACCUUAUUUAGCUGACAAGCGAAAACUUUACCAACUCGUUGAUCCUCGCCUUGAACUAAACUAUUCUUUAAAAGCAGUGCAGAAAAUUUCUCAGUUAGCUUAUAGUUGCCUCAGCCGAGACCCAAAAUGUCGUCCUAACAUGGACGAAGUUGUGAAGGCUCUAACUCCAUUGCAGGAUCUUAACGACUUUGCAAUAUUGUCGUAUCACUCUCGUUUAUCUCAACAAGGGAGGAGAAAGAAGAAACCGGAUGGAACUCCACAUAUCAGUUAUACACAAUCCAAGAGCAUGAGGUCUUCCGCGUCUCCUUUGAAUACAGGAAAGCACCAUCGAUGAUGUUUGAAAUGCUUAAUCAUUAUUGGAACUAAGGUUGAAAUGCCUCCUUUGUUUGUUGUUGUUGUUUUUUAUGUGUGGAGAUAGAUAUUUCAAGCUUGCAUAAGUUUUUUUGGUGUUUAAUUAAAAUCUAUGAGGCAAUGAUGGAAGAGUAAUGAUGUAUUGAUUAUUUCUUUGGGCUUUUUUUAUUAAAGAGCUAACCAUUAAUCAUUAUGGAUAGAAACUUGCCAUUUGCUAAUGAUGUAAUUGAGAAGUCUUGUAUGUAUAUGAAAGGCUAGGCCAUGUUUGGUUAAGUGCUUUUGUGAUGGUCAAACAUGGUUUGACUGGAAGUAAACAUGUUUAGCUUCUUUACAUAAAAAAUUGAUUAGAGUAUCAAAAUCAA